AUGGCAGGCGACCUGAAAAAGAUCGCUGAAUGGGGCAAGGCCUCCCUCUAUGUGGGUGAGAGGUACUGCCGUGUCUCUGGCUGUGAGAACUCGAACUGCUUCUCCUCUACCAACACCCUCCGCAAGCAUUACGGCCGUGAUCACCCAGAAAUCACCCUUGAGACUAAGGCUAAGGGUGGUCGUUCUACUAUCGCGGAAAUCUCCCAGGCACAGCUAUUCUAUAAGGAUAUCAUGGAUACAUAUGAUGCCAUUCAUGCCAGCGAUGAUAACCGUCCCCCCCUCCCUAUCAAGGAAAAUGGCAUGGUCAAUAUGACGCAGAUGAAGAAAAUGGUUCGAGAGCUUGGCUACUCGGUUCCUUGUGAGGAGUGCAGAGUUAGAAAUAAUUCCAAGAUGUGCUGCCAUGAGGACUCGAAGCUUACCUGCGAGCAUUUCGAACUGUUUGCUAAACCGCGUCAGCAGCCUACUCAACAGGAUGACGAGGCAUAAACCGAACUAGUCACGAACUAGUUCUUGAUUUUCCGGGCAAGGUUGAUUUUUUCUGCAUAGGCAAGGUUGCAUAGUGGUUUUGAUUAUUCUUAAUACCUUAGGGAGUUUGACAUAGCGUUCAAAACUGAUAUCUCAGAACUAGUCACGAACUAGUUCUUAUUCGGUCAUUAAUUUAAUUAACUUGCCGG
This is a messenger RNA of Penicillium subrubescens, 674 nucleotides long. RefSeq lists its product as uncharacterized. Bases 1 to 486 code for a protein of 161 amino acids. The record is from RefSeq and is a predicted model, not a curated record. NCBI's taxonomy places the organism in Eukaryota, Fungi, Ascomycota, Eurotiomycetes, Eurotiales, Aspergillaceae. The transcript is spliced from 6 exons.